AUGUCAAAUCCCAAUGUCAAGCUGCACUGCGCCCCAAGUGGAUCGCCAGGCACGUUGGGUUCAGCAAUUCUCUUGCAAAACAAUAUUCUCCGUCGGGCGCCUAGAGGCCGCCUGCGCCUCGGCAGCGCGCUUUCGCUGACGCGCUCCUUAAACAGAGGUGCUGUGCGGUUUCUCUGUCCAAAACCUCUCCAGAUCCUACAAGCACUGCCCCUCACCGCUGUCACGAAAGCUAUCCCAACAGCAACACCGAAAUCCCCCACCGCGGCUUUCCCAGCCAGUACCUCGAUUGUUCGUCUGUGCAUCAACGUCGGUGCGUCGACGGGCGCCCAUUUCGACAUGGAGCGCUUUUCCAAAUUCCGCCGGAGCAAAAAGGAUGCCUCCGGACCAACCCCGACGGCAGCAUCCACGGGAGACGACAGGAGCACCGGCAGCGUCUCGCGCACACCAUCCCCUCACUCCCAGAACCAGUCCCUUGCGCCGCAGCAGCCUGCUCCGGAGCAGCGCAGGAAACCUUCGCCCUUUCGCGGCCUCGCGAACCUGCGCACCUCAGCCAAGCGCGCCCGCUCCUCGCCUCCCGCCUCACUGCCGCAGUCGCCAUCGGCAGCCUCGGUGCAACACCAGAACUUUCACCUCAGCUCCCACACGGCGCCCCGGUCGCCUCUCUCAGCAAUGUAUCCCGCAUCAGAAUCGUCAGCAAACCGCUCGUUAUCGCAAUCGCGCCCUUCGAUUGGGACGGAUGACGGCUGCAGACAGCGCCGGUCCGGCUACUUCGACAGUACUACGGUUGCCGAGACUUCAAGACCCAGGAUUCCCUUCUUCUUGACCCUUUCGCAGCAAGAGAUUGAGCAAAGGUUCCAAGACCUGACUUGGCUCGAGCGCAACCGCCUCCAGCUGUCGAUGCAGAACCCGGCGCCUUCGUACCAGUGGGCGCGCGUGCCAGCUAGCACGACAGUUAAGAAGCUUGAUCGUUACGUCAACGUGCAGCCAUGGCACAACAAUCGAGUCAGACUACAGGUGCCGCCGGGGAAGGUUGACUACAUUAACGCGUCGCCCAUUGUGCUGUCGACGCGGGCGGGAGAUGAGCACCCAAGUCGGUACAUAGCUAUGCAGGGGCCCAAGAAGAACUCGGCCGAGCACGUCUGGCGCAUGGUGGUCGAGCAGCUGCGGAGUCCCGCCGUCAUUGUCAUGCUGACAGAGACUCACGAGGGUCCGGCCGAGAAGUGUUACCCCUACUUCCCGCGGUCGCCCGAGGACCCGCCCCUCGAAAUAGGCUUAUUCGAUGAGUUCGCCGACGGGUUUCGCGCGACGGUGCGUUGUGAGGCAAUUGAGCCCACCAGCGCGGGAGACGCCAUAGAGCUGCGCAAGUUGGUCAUCCGCGUUCACCGCCGUACUCCGCGUCCUACCACACCCCAACCACAGGGGAACAGCAAGAGCUCCGAAGGUAGUCCCUUGGGGACAUCGGCAGAGGACGAAGACGUGAUCAUGAUGUCGCCAACUAAAGCAGCACCAGCAACAGGGCUCACGAUGCAAAGCAUGUCCCCCGGCACAAAUCACGAGAGGGAUAUGACAGUGACACCUGAAGGGCAUUCGAACGGUGGAAGCACAAACGGGACAGAUGCGUCCGAAGACGAUGUGGAUGAGCGUGUUGUGUAUCACUUCCUGUAUACCAAGUGGCCCGACUUUGGCGUGCCAGCCCUGGAGGACCUUGACUCGUUCUUUGAGCUGAUGCGACUGUCGCGCGAGAAGAACGCGGACGUCGACAACCCCCGCAUCGUACACUGCAGCGCUGGCGUCGGCAGAUCGGGCACCUUUAUCGCGCUCGAGCAUCUGAUGCGUGAGCUGGACUCGGGCCUGCUGGAGAACUACGACGACAGGCGGAGGAGCAGGCGGAACGGCGGGUCUCCCGCGACCACAAUGGCCACGGCAACCCCGAACAAUAGAAACAACGGCCACCUCGACUUGAGCUACGACGAUGACGAUGACCUCAUCUUCAGCGUCGUCAACCAGCUGCGCGAGCAGCGGAGGACCAUGGUGCAGGCCGAGUCGCAGUAUAUCUUCAUCUACCAAGUCAUGCGCAAGCUGUGGCACGACAAGUACGGGAUCGAGGAGGACCGGGAGCCGGCGGCGAAGAGGCAUGAGGGCGAUCCCUUCGUCGGGCAAUAG
Messenger RNA from Pyricularia pennisetigena, 2163 nucleotides. RefSeq lists its product as uncharacterized. Gene Ontology annotation, molecular function: protein tyrosine phosphatase activity. The record is from RefSeq and is a predicted model, not a curated record. The transcript has 2 exons. NCBI's taxonomy places the organism in Eukaryota, Fungi, Ascomycota, Sordariomycetes, Magnaporthales, Pyriculariaceae. Gene Ontology annotation, biological process: protein dephosphorylation. The coding region runs from base 1 to 2163 and encodes 720 amino acids.